GGGAGGCCGAGCAGCGCCCUCCUUCUCCUUCCCUGAGAGCUGAGGCUGUAGCUCUGGCUGGCUCUGGCUGCACACUGGGCCGCAGAGGAUCCCACAAGGAUGAAGAAAUGGAGCAGCACAGACUCGGGGGCGGCUGCGGACCCACUCCAACAGGACACCUGCCCAGACCCCCUGGAUGGAGACCCUAACUCCAGGCCACCUCCAGCCAAGCCCCAGCUCUCCACGGCCAAGAGCCGCACCCGGCUGUUUGGGAAGGGUGACUCGGAGGAGGCUUUCCUGGUAGAUUGUCCUCACGAGGAAGGUGAGCUGGCCUCCUGCCCGACCAUCACAGUCAGCCCUGUUAUCACCAUCCAGAGGCCAGGAGACGGCCCCACUGGUGCCAGGCUGCUGUCCCAGGACUCUGUUGCCGCCAGCACCGAGAAGACCCUCAGGCUUUAUGAUCGCAGGAGUAUCUUUGAAGCUGUUGCUCAGAAUAACUGCCAGGAUCUGGAGAGCCUGCUGCUGUUCCUGCAGAAGAGCAAGAAGCACCUCACGGACAACGAGUUCAAAGACCCUGAGACAGGGAAAACCUGUCUGCUGAAAGCCAUGCUCAACCUGCAUGACGGGCAGAACGACACCAUCCCCCUGCUCCUGGAGAUUGCGCGGCAGACGGGCAGCCUAAAGGAGUUUGUCAACGCCAGCUACACGGACAGCUACUACAAGGGCCAGACAGCGCUGCACAUCGCCAUUGAGAGGCGCAACAUGGCCCUGGUAACCCUCCUGGUGGAGAAUGGAGCAGACGUCCAGGCUGCGGCCAAUGGGGACUUCUUUAAGAAAACCAAAGGGCGGCCUGGAUUCUACUUCGGUGAACUGCCCCUGUCCCUGGCUGCGUGCACCAACCAGCUGGGCAUCGUGAAGUUCCUGCUGCAGAACUCCUGGCAGCCGGCCGACAUCAGCGCCAGGGACUCGGUGGGCAACACGGUGCUGCACGCCCUGGUGGAGGUGGCCGACAACACGGCCGACAACACCAAGUUUGUCACGAGCAUGUACAAUGAGAUUCUGAUCCUGGGGGCCAAACUGCACCCCACGCUGAAGCUGGAGGAGCUCACCAACAAGAAGGGAAUGACGCCACUGGCUCUGGCUGCUGGGACCGGGAAGAUCGGGGUCUUGGCCUAUAUUCUCCAGAGGGAGAUCCAGGAGCCCGAGUGCAGGCACCUGUCCAGGAAGUUCACCGAGUGGGCCUACGGGCCCGUGCACUCCUCGCUGUACGACCUGUCCUGCAUCGACACCUGCGAGAAGAACUCGGUGCUGGAGGUGAUCGCCUAUAGCAGCAGCGAGACCCCUAAUCGCCACGACAUGCUCUUGGUGGAGCCGCUGAACCGACUUCUGCAGGACAAGUGGGAUAGAUUCGUCAAGCGCACCUUCUACUUCAACUUCUUGGUCUACUGCUUGUACAUGAUCAUCUUCACCAUGGCUGCCUACUACAGGCCUGUGGAUGGCUUGCCUCCCUUUAAGAUGGAAAAAACUGAAGACUAUUUCCGAGUUACUGGAGAGAUCCUGUCUGUGUUAGGAGGAGUCUACUUCUUUUUCCGAGGGAUUCAGUAUUUCCUGCAGAGGCGGCCAUCGAUGAAGACCCUGUUUGUGGACAGCUACAGUGAGAUGCUUUUCUUUCUGCAGUCACUGUUCAUGCUGGCCACCGUGGUGCUGUACUUCAGCCACCUCAAGGAGUACGUGGCCUCCAUGGUGUUCUCCCUGGCCUUGGGCUGGACCAACAUGCUCUACUACACCCGUGGCUUCCAGCAGAUGGGCAUCUACGCGGUCAUGAUAGAGAAGAUGAUCCUGAGAGACCUGUGUCGUUUCAUGUUCGUCUAUGUCGUCUUCUUGUUCGGGUUUUCCACAGCGGUGGUGACGCUGAUUGAAGACGGGAAGAACGACUCCCUGCCGUCUGAGUCCACCUCGCACAGGUGGCGGGGGCCUGGCUGCAGGCCCCCCGAUAGCUCCUACAACAGCCUGUACUCCACCUGCCUGGAGCUGUUCAAGUUCACCAUCGGCAUGGGCGACCUGGAAUUCACCGAGAACUACGACUUCAAGGCUGUCUUCAUCAUCCUGCUGCUGGCCUACGUCAUUCUCACCUACAUCCUCCUGCUCAACAUGCUCAUCGCCCUCAUGGGCGAGACGGUCAACAAGAUCGCACAGGAGAGCAAGAACAUCUGGAAGCUGCAGAGAGCCAUCACCAUCCUGGACACGGAGAAGAGCUUCCUCAAGUGCAUGAGGAAGGCCUUCCGCUCAGGCAAGCUGCUGCAGGUGGGAUACACACCCGACGGCAAGGACGACUACAGGUGGUGCUUCAGGGUGGACGAGGUGAACUGGACCACCUGGAACACCAACGUGGGCAUCAUCAACGAAGACCCGGGCAACUGUGAGGGCGUCAAGCGCACCCUGAGCUUCUCCCUGCGGUCAAGCAGAGUUUCAGCCAGACACUGGAAGAACUUUGCCCUGGUCCCCCUUUUAAGAGAGGCAAGUGCUCGAGAUAGGCCCUCUGCUCAGCCGGAGGAAGUGCACCUGCGACAGUUUUCAGGGUCUCUGAAGCCAGAAGACGCUGAGGUCUUCAAGAGUCCUCCCGCUUCUGGAGAGAAGUGAGGACCUCACACAGACAGCACUGUUCACGCUGGGCCUUAGGAGACCCCGCUGCCACGGGGGGCUGCCGAGGGAACACCCGUGCUCUGUCAGCAGCCUGGCCUGGUCUGUGCCUGCCCAGCAUGUUCCCAAAUCUGCACCGGACAAGCUGUGGGAAGCGUUGGAAGCAUGGGGAGUGAUGUGCAUCCAACUGUCCCUGUCCCAAGUGCAUCUCCUAACAGGCUUUCGAGGUUUUACUCACUUUCCUAAACAGUGUGGACGGUCAGUCUCUACUGGGACAUGUUAGGCCCCUGUUUUCUUUGAUUAUAUAUA
Molecule: messenger RNA, 2928 nt
Organism: Piliocolobus tephrosceles (Ugandan red Colobus)
Lineage: Eukaryota; Metazoa; Chordata; Mammalia; Primates; Cercopithecidae
Gene: TRPV1
Product: transient receptor potential cation channel subfamily V member 1
Exons: 16
Coding region: 100-2619 (839 amino acids)
Biological process (GO): calcium ion import across plasma membrane
Cellular component (GO): plasma membrane
Molecular function (GO): calcium channel activity; protein binding
Source: RefSeq, a predicted model, not a curated record